AUGAAAUGAGCCCAAACCUUUCAACACAUUUAACCUCUCACUCUCUAUCUAUCUCUACCGAACACUCAUUCACAAAUUCCGGCGAGAGCCGCCGUUCUACAACAACACGCGGCCGCCGACGGCCCUGUUUCUCCCACUGAUUUCUCCACCUCACUCGAGACCAGCACAGCCCUCAAGCCGCUGCUAUCCUUCCCCUUUUCUUUGGCCGAACAUAAAUUCAAGUUGUUCCUUCUGAAAUUGGGGCGUGACAUUUCAGGAAAAGUUAUACCUUUAGAUUGUUGCUCAGGUUUUAUGAAGUAAGCCAUGAGUUGCAUUCAGAUCACUGCCUGCCAAUUAGCCUCUUCACCUUCUGCAUCACCAGUGCCGAUUUCUCAACUCAGUAAGGCAUCUAUAACCCUCUUGAGAGCAAAGGCAAAAUUUCCCAAGCUCUCCCUGAACUCGACCACUGCCACAUCUGAAUCCGAGCAAGCUCCGAAUAGGUCUCCAUGGAAAAUCAUUGAGAAUGCUGUGGGUAAUUUGAAAAAGGAGCCAUCAGUUGAGGAUUUACUGAGGCAGCAGAUUCAGAAACAAGAAUACUACGAUGAUGGAGGUACCCCUGGGAAACCUCCUGGCGGUGGUGGUGGUGGUGGUGGUGGUGGUGGUGGUGAUGGUGGUGGCUUUGGUGAAGCUGAAGAUGGCGGAUUUGCAGAAAUGUGGGACGAGUUCAGCCAAGUGAUUCUAGCAACUAUGGGCUUUAUAUUUCUGUACAUUUACAUCAUCGAAGGGGAAGAGAUUACUGUACUGGCAAAAGACUUGCUCCGUUUUCUCUUCAAACGACAAAUGAGCAUCCGUCUAAAGCGUCUAGUUGAAGGGUGGGAGGAUUUCUUCCAGAGCAUGAAAGACAAGCCAGCGUAUGAUCCGUAUUGGCUGGAACGUGAGAUUUUAAGUACCACAACAAUGUACGACAGCCCUGACAAGUACGCAUAUAUUUUCAAGGCUCUUGAUAAAAUCGAGUCAACGCCCGAUCAACUUGAGUCGCCGCCUGAACGUGAGGCAAUGUCCGAGUCAGGCGAUGACGAGCAGUACUAGAAAUUGCUCCUUUUAUCAUUUACGACUUGGCUAGCUUCUCAACUGCCCCAGAUAUGGUCCAUGAAAGGGUGGGAGAAUCCAAUUGCUUGACACAUACAUCUCUCUUUUGAACUGCAGUGCUGCAUAUUGAAAUCUGGCCUUUUGCUGCUAUAUAGAGUCAAAUCAUGUUGUGAUAGUAGUUGAAAUGAAAUAUUUAUCUGCACAUGUAAUCUUUGGCGUUUUUGCUAUUCUAUCAAUAAUCUCUCGAACCAUGGUUAUGCCCUUUUGUUUGAUUUGAAUUAUCCAUUUUGUUA
Messenger RNA from Salvia miltiorrhiza (redroot sage), 1361 nucleotides. RefSeq lists its product as uncharacterized. Gene Ontology annotation, cellular component: chloroplast. The record is from RefSeq and is a predicted model, not a curated record. The coding region runs from base 304 to 1068 and encodes 254 amino acids. NCBI's taxonomy places the organism in Eukaryota, Viridiplantae, Streptophyta, Magnoliopsida, Lamiales, Lamiaceae. The transcript is spliced from 4 exons.